AUGGCACGAGAGGCUGAGGCGACGGGGACGGUGGAAGAUGAUGUGACAAACCUGGAGAAGCCGAAAUCAAAGUGGAACCAGACGAUAAAGUUGUUCGAUUCCACGGCGACCGAUGACCACGCUUCCUUUUGUACACUGUGGGCAAAUGACCCGUUGCCGGAAUGGGCCAAUCAAAUCGCUGCAUUCCGGCUCCGUCUACAUCGCUCGCUGUGUGAUGCCUGUCCACUCUGGCCAAUUGAGCCCACCACCACCACCAAACCACCCCCACAUACCCACAGCAUUGGAAGUAAAUUUGACAACGGUACCACAGCGCAAAAAAGCCACGUUCGCUCCCACCGGGUAAACCUGGUCCUUAUUCGCGCGCCCGAGGCUGGCGAGAAAAACGUCGGGCAGAGCUCCCACGCACGCACAGACCGCGGGAAACACCGUCUGGGCUGGGCGGGCGAACCGCUGGAAACCCCUGGGCAGCUGGGCAGCUGGGCAGGGAGGAAACGCUCCUAA
Messenger RNA from Williopsis jadinii, 501 nucleotides. RefSeq lists its product as uncharacterized. NCBI's taxonomy places the organism in Eukaryota, Fungi, Ascomycota, Saccharomycetes, Phaffomycetales, Wickerhamomycetaceae. The transcript has a single exon. Bases 1 to 501 code for a protein of 166 amino acids. The record is from RefSeq and is a predicted model, not a curated record.